Molecule: messenger RNA, 408 nt
Organism: Saccostrea cuccullata (small rock oyster)
Lineage: Eukaryota; Metazoa; Mollusca; Bivalvia; Ostreida; Ostreidae
Exons: 3
Coding region: 10-408 (132 amino acids)
Source: RefSeq, a predicted model, not a curated record
UACGAUGCCAUGGGCAAAGUCGAAAACCUUCUUUCAAAACAAAGUGGUGGUUUGUAUGACAAUGAAACAAGGUUACCAAGAAUAUUGAUUGUCUAUGGUGGAAAACUUCAUGCACUAAGAAAAGUGAUAAGUGCUCUUGCAUCAUCGAUACCAGUUCUUAUCAUUAAGGGCAGUGGAGGUGUAGCAGACAUAUUAGUUCAAAUAAAAGUUCUUAGAGACGAUUUUUAUGUAGCGAGAAGUGUUCAUGUCUUUGAACAAGAUGAUACUGAGGAUGCGCGAAAAAUGAUUGAGACACUCAAAGUAAGGAAAAGCCUGAUUGAAAGACUCUGGAUAACCGAUAUAGAGGAGUUUGAAUCGAACGUGGUCAGGAUAGCAUUUUGGGGUACGUUUGACUUGCUGGAUGUAUGA